UAAAACAAAUACAUCGUCAGUGGUUCAGUGGUAAAAUCCAUCGUUGCCAUUGAUGGGCCUCGCGUUCGAUUCGCGGCUGACGCAAGCAUAUUCACUAUCCAUGCGACUGCCCGGAGCAGUCGAGGCACAAUUGCGCAGGACCAAAUCAGCCGCUUCGGCGUGCGCGUAACUAGAAAUCUAGAUUAUAGUAAAAAUUCAGUACGUAGAUUACAACUAUCAGAUUGGAUUUUGCGAGCACGCUCUGCGCGAGAUGGAAUUUGCGCUGCAAAUUUUCGCCUGUCUGCGAUGCUGGCAAAAAUUUAGACGCGCAAGGGCGUGCCCGUCAGUACUGAUUUUUUACAAAUCUUGGCAAAUCUUGGCAAAUACCUCAGGCAUUUGGUCUCUGUAUUUCUUCUGGAAUAUCUCAGCGCGCAGAGCAACUAGAGAAAAUCCGAAAGAAGAUCUAUAUUCGCUGCGAGGAGAGCAAUGCCUCAACCGUGCUGCAGCUGCGCGCAUUUACGGCGCGUUGUGCGAUAAGGGGUUGAAGUUUUGGGUGAAAUGCUAAAAAAGCCUGUAAUGAGGCCGCUAACCAUGAACCUGUCGUACACCAGCGAAGAGGCAGUGCGUAUAAAGUAGCAACUACCUACCUACCCAACAGUUUAACGUACAAAAGCCUAUUCACGGCUUGCUUGCACACCCCAUUUUUGCAGGCAGUCGGGUGGGUAGGUAGACAAGGUGGGUAGACAAGGAGUCUUAGAUGCUACGCAAGAACCACAUUAACAGCGGCAAGCCACUGGCAUUGACCUAAUACUCUAGCGCUGGCCAAG
This is a messenger RNA of Lasiosphaeria miniovina, 806 nucleotides long. RefSeq lists its product as uncharacterized. The coding region runs from base 251 to 544 and encodes 97 amino acids. The record is from RefSeq and is a predicted model, not a curated record. NCBI's taxonomy places the organism in Eukaryota, Fungi, Ascomycota, Sordariomycetes, Sordariales, Lasiosphaeriaceae. The transcript has 2 exons.